AUGAAAGCUCUAUCACGUCCAUUGUGUGUUUCUUGCAGUACACUCUCUCUUAUUCUAUUUGCAAGUCGAGUAAUUGCAGAUUUUAUAACGACUAAAUGGAAUCCAAUACAAGGAACCAAGUUUACCAUUGCUUGGAGUGGUACUAGUGAUGCUGGUUUAAAAAAUCUCACAUUGAAUGAUGCGGAUAGUUCUGGAAACGAGUUUGCAGCUGUAGAAAAUAUCGCUACUGGUAUCAAUGGAGGUUCAUUUACAUGGUUACCAUCAACCUCCAUACCAGAUGGGACACAUGUGAUAAAUCUUUACGAAACGCCGAAUAGAGUCAACAAGAAUGGUUUGACUUUCAUUGGAAAGUUUUUUGUGCUUGGGGAUGCGAAUCCAAAUCAAAUUGUUGCAAGCGAGUCUGAAACUACUUCUGCUGUGAAACAGGUGGUCCAAAUUACGACGCCUGCAUCUACUACAUUUCUCAAAAGCAGAAAAUGA
Molecule: messenger RNA, 480 nt
Organism: Botrytis byssoidea
Lineage: Eukaryota; Fungi; Ascomycota; Leotiomycetes; Helotiales; Sclerotiniaceae
Exons: 2
Coding region: 1-480 (159 amino acids)
Source: RefSeq, a predicted model, not a curated record